AUGAACAUCUAUCACGCUUGCGAAAAAAUCCGCUCUGGUCCAACAUUUUUUGCCCUUGAAUUCUUCGAGACGUCAGCUAAGGAAAACAUCAACGUGAAGGCAGUAUUCGAGAAGUUGGUAGAAAUAAUCUGCAAUAAAAUGGCUGAAAGCCUUGAUAAGGACCCUCAGCAGCAACCAAAAGGUCAGCGACUCGACGCUACUACGAACCAGAAGCCGCCAACGCAACAGUGCAAUUGUUAG
Molecule: messenger RNA, 240 nt
Organism: Cooperia oncophora
Lineage: Eukaryota; Metazoa; Nematoda; Chromadorea; Rhabditida; Trichostrongylidae
Source: the annotation of a GenBank genome assembly